AUGGGUAAUGAAGAUCACAUCUUCAAGGAGGGCCCUCGGUCUGUGGCUGGUCCCUGCCAGUUCUCUCCUCUCCUCCGGGUCAAGAUGAACCACUUCCGCUGGCCUCAUUACGGCAAGCUCAUCAAAGACGAGAUGCUGUCCGUCAGCGUGUACAACUGCAGCAAGGUCUUCAGCAACAGCAGGGGAGGGGGCAAGAGUGGAGAGGGAAGGUGUCACAGCUCCCUCAGUCACUCCUCUGCACUCUGCGGGGAGGCAAUCUACAUUGAGCUGGAUGUGCGGUAUCACCCUGUGGAAGGUGCGGCAGGCAAUUGGGCAGAAGACGACUUCCUGUUCUACGAGGAAGCUGACAACUCUGGACUCGUCAUCAGAAACGUCGGCUUCUCCGAGCCUGGGACCAGGCAGGCGAUCCGGCCGGAGCGGCUCCACCGCGAGACGCGGAAGCUGGGCCGGAGCCUGGUGAAGACCGGCGAGGAGGACGACGAGGACGAGGACGACGACGACGACUACGACACGGCGGACCUCGAGUGCGCCAACAUGACCUUCACCGCCAUCCUCAGCCGCUGCAGGUUCCUCUCCAGGCACGAGCUGGCCACGGUUCCCAGAGUGCAGAGCUUCCAGGUGAACGUCAACGUCAUCGAGGCGCAGAAGCUGGUGGGAGUCAAUAUCAACCCGGCUGUGUACGUGAGGGUGGGGGAGGAGAAGAAGCACACGGCCACCCAGAAGUCCACCAACUGCCCCUUCUACAAUGAGAAUUUUAUGUUUGAGUUCCAGGAGACCCAGGAGGUUCUCUUUGACAAAGUUAUUGAGAUUUCAGUGGUUCACAAAAAGACCUUGGCGUUCCUGAUGACCCGGAUCGGAACCUUCAAGAUUGACAUCAGCACAGUCUACAACCAGCCAGACCACAGGUUCUACCAGAAGUGGGCCCCCAUCACAGACCCGAAAGACACACGGACAGGGAUCAAAGGUUACGUGAAGUGCACAAUCAGCGUGGUGGCCAAGGGGGACUCCAUGGGCAUACCCAGCAUCCCCACCGCGGGCAGCCAGAACGAAGACAUUGAGAAGAACCUCCUCCUGCCCAAGAGGAUGCCGGCGGAGCGGCCCUGGGCCAAGUUCGUGGUGAAGGUCUACAAGGCGGAGGGGCUGCCCAGCAUGAACUCUGGCUUCAUGGGCAGCUUCUCCAAGAUGAUGGGCGAGAAGAAGGUCUUCAUCGACCCCUACGUGCAGGUCACGUUCGCCGGCCAGCAGGGUGAGACGAGUGUGGAGAGUGACACCAACGCCCCCGAGUGGAACGAGCAGAUCUCCUUCAUCGAGCAGUUCCCCCCGCUGGCCCGCAGGAUCAAGGUCCAGGUCCUCGACGAUGCCAACAUCGGGGACGUCGCCCUGGCCACACACUUCCUGGACCUGCACCAGAUAUCCGACCCCACCAGGAAUGGGUUCCACCCCACCUUUGGGCCUUCCUGGAUCAACCUGUACGGGUCCCCGCAGAACUCGGUCCUGAACGACAUCCACCGGGAGCUGAACGAGGGGCUGGGCCAGGGCAUCUUCUACCGCGGGCGCAUCCUGCUGUCGCUGGCCGUGGAGGUGUACUCUUCGCCCACCGCCGUGGUGGAGAACAAGGCCAUGGCCGCCGUCAAGAGCACCUUCAGCAGGCUCACCCUCAAGAAGAAGAGCAAGAAGUCCAAGGAGAAGAAGAAGAAGGACAAGGAAGUGGCGCAGGGGCGCAGUGGUCCGGAGGAGGAACCCGAGGACUCCAGCUCGGAGGUGCCCGGGGCAGUCACUGUGGAGGUGGAGGAGACUCACCCCCUCCCCGAGAACUUCCUGGGGGAGAAGGAAGAGUUUCUCCUGUUCGCCUCUCUCUUCGAAGUGACGAUGAUCGACCCCUCCGUAGGCGCCAAGCCCCUCACCUUCGAGCUGUCCAUCGGUAACUACGGCAAGGCCGCGGACGUGGUGGUGAAGUCCAAGAAGAGGGCGGCCAGGGAGGCGCAGGGGGAGGACCGGCAGCCCCUGCUGGAGGAAUCCGAGGACGAGCUGGAGCGCGUGGAGGUCAGCGCCCCCGGGAGCAGAGACAGGUCCGUCACGGGCCCCCUGAAACCACAGCCCACGGAGUACGACAGGUCUUUUAGCUGUGUCCCCCUGCUGUAUGAGAAGCCCUGUCUCUACGUGUGGAACUACUGGGAAGACUACAACUUCCGCCUCUACGCGACCAAUUGGCUUUCCAAGAUGGCCGACAGACUGGAGCAAGGCAUUGACGAAGUGGAGAAGCUCUUGAAGAGGCCGAAGAGCAGAGCCAAGGAGCGGCUGGUGGACGUCCUGCUGGAGUUUGUGGCCAGCUGCAAGCAGUACAGCUCCCGUGCGGACAAGAAGACAAUGACCCGACCCAACAACCUGGACAGGUCCCGGCUGGAGUUCCUGAAGAAAAGCAUCGUCAUGCUGGCCAAGCAGGCACUGCGUGUGCGCCGGAGAGUCACCAACAGGACCGUGAGGGAGAAGCUGGGAGAUGUCAGGAAGAUCUUGCGGAAGAUACGAUUCUAUUCCAAGGAGCCCCAGAGCACGCUGCCGGACGUGUUCCUGUGGAUGAUCAGCAGCGGGAGGCGGGUGGCGUACGCCCGGAUCCCCACGCACUCCGUCCUCUACUCCGUGGUGGAGGAGGAGAAGGGCAAGGACUGUGGGAAGCUGCACACUGUCUACAUGAAGGUGCCCGGGGGGCCUGUGGGGGAGAUCUUCGCCAAGCUGGAGGUGUACGUGUGGCUGGGUGUGACCAAGUAUGUGAAGAACAGCCUCAGCAGCCUGCCGGCGGACUUCAGACCUCUGUAUGAGGAGGCCACCUACACCACCCUACUGCCCAUGAGCAUGCCCCCAGCCAGACUGUCCUGCGAGGAUAGUCGCUACUUCCAACUGCGCGCCCACCUGUACCAGGCGCGGGGCAUCCUGGCCGCCGACGACAAUGGGCUCUCCGACCCCUUCGCCAAGGUGGUCUUCUCCACUCAGUGCCAGGUGACCAAGGUGUUAGAGGAGACUCUCUCCCCGACCUGGAACGAGCUGCUGCUGUUCGACCCGAUCCUGAUGGAGGGCAGUAAGGAGGACCUGAGAAGCGACCCCCCCGUCAUCAUCAUCAGCAUCUACGACUAUGACAAGUUUGGCAGCCCGGAGUCCAUCGGCCGAGCCUUCGCUGACCCGGAGCUGAAGUUCACCGAGGAGCCCUACAAGAAGCCCUCGCUGCAGUUCUUCGACAUCAGCAAGGGCAAGGCGCAGGCGGGGGAGCUGCUGGCCGCCUUCGAGCUCAUCGAGCUGGACUACUCCGGCUUCGGGGAGCCCUCUCUCCCGGCGGACGUGGACCCCAGGGAGCCCGAGUACCUGCCUGAGGAGAGGCAUUACAUCAUCCCCCAGGGAGUCCGGCCCGUGCUGAAGAAGUUCAGGAUCGAGGUGCUGUACUGGGGUCUGCGGGACCUGAGGCGGGUCAACCUGUUCGAGGUGGAGCGCCCCCAGGUCCGGAUGGAGUGCUCGGGGCAGAGGAUCGAGUCCGAGGAGAUCCAGAGCUACAAGCUCAACCCCAACUUCAGCCAGAUCGUCAAGCACUUCGACGUGGAGCUUCCGGAGCUGGUGUACCUGCACCCCCCCCUCACCAUCUUCGUCUUCGAGCGGCGCGCGUUCGGCCGGCUGGUCCUGGUGGGCACCCACGUGGUCCAGACCCUCAUGCACUUCGCCCCCAAGGAGCUGGACGAGUGGAAGGAGGAGGCGGAAGAGGAGGAGCCUGAGGCAAGGAAACCGCCGAAGAAGGUGACUCCUCUGAACACCAUGAUCAACAUGGACCUGCAGGGGCUGUCCGUCAGAGACACCAAAAUCCCCAUCAACCCCAUCAACCUGGUGACGGCUCCCCUGAAGAAAGUUCCCCUGAAGAUUCUGAAGGAGGAGGAACUAGAGGAAGAGGAGCCGGAGAAGGAGGAGCUGGAUUGGUGGUCGAAAUACUACGCUUCAUUGGCUGAGUUGGAGAACCAGAAUGCAGAGGAUGACGAGGAAAAUGAAGAACAAAAUGAAGGAGAUGGUGGAAAUUUAAACUUGGCUGCAAUAGACGCAGAGGAGGACAACGUGAUCAUUGAGGUGGAGCCCCCCAAACCGAAGAGGAAGAUGAUAGCUACCCUGAGGCUUUACAAAUCGGAGCUGGAGCAGGAGUUCGAGGACUUCAUGGACUGGCUGCACACUUUCCCCAUCUUCAAAGGGAAGGCCAACUGCGAGAACGAGGAAGAAGACGAGGAAGAGCGAACCAUGGGGAAGUACAAGGGCUCCUUUUUGAUUUAUCCCAUUUCAAAAGAAGACGAGGAUGCAGAAUGUCAGAUUACCAAAGGGAUCCCCAAAAACGUGCCCAUCAAGGUCCUGGUGAGGGUGUACAUGGUGAAGGCCACCAACCUGGCUCCCACAGACCCCAACGGCAAGGCAGACCCCUAUGUGGUGGUGAAGGUGGGCCAGCAGCACCUGGACAGCAAGGAACGCUACAUCCCCAAGCAGCUGAACCCCGUGUUUGGAGAGGUCUUCGAGCUGACGGUGUCCUUCCCCCUGGAGACGGAGCUCACCCUCGCCGUGUUCGAUCACGACCUGGUGGGCUCGGACGACAUGAUCGGGGAGACCCGGAUCGACCUGGAGAACCGCUUCUACAGCUGGCACAGGGCGGGCUGCGGCCUGGCUCUCUACUACGACAAGGAAGGUUACAAUCAGUGGCGAGAUUCAAAAAAGCCAUCGGCCAUCCUGGCUGACCUGUGCCGGAAGAAUGGUAUCCCUUCUCCAGAAUACCGGGAGUCAGAAGUGAAAGUCCUCAACAAGAUAUUUAAAGUCCCUAAUGAGGCUUUUCCUGAAGAGUUGGUGAAGAAGAAUAAGAAGACAGAGGAGGACCUGAACGAGCUGGACGAGCACAAGGCCCUGUGUGUGCUGCAUCGCUGGGGUGAGAUGAGGGAGUUCUGUGAGGGCGCCUGCAACCUGGUGCCUGAGCACGUAGAGGUCCGCUCACUGCUCAACGCCGAGAAACCUGGUCUGGCACAGGGUUACGCUCACAUGUGGAUCGACAUGUUUCCUGUAGAUGUCCCGGCCCCGCCCCCUGUCAAUAUCAAACCCCGCCUCCCCAUCAGCUACGAGCUGCGCGUCAUCGUGUGGAACGCAGACGACGUCGUUCUGGAUGACGUGAAUCCCUUCACCGGGGAGCCUUCCAGCGACAUCUAUAUAAAAGGCUGGAUAAAAGGACUCGAGGACGACAAGCAGGAGACGGACGUCCACUUCAACUCGCUGACGGGGGAGGGCAACUUCAACUGGAGGUUCGUCUUCCGCUUCGACUACCUGCCCACGGAGAAGGAGAUCACCUACAAGAAGAAGGAGUCCAUCUUCUCCCUGGAGGAGUCGGAGUUUCGGCAGCCCGCCGUGCUGGUGCUCCAGGUGUGGGACUACGACCGCAUUGCCGCCAACGACUUCCUGGGCUCCAUCGAGCUGAGGCUGAACGACAUGGUGCGGGCGGCCAAGUCCUCGACGCAGUGCAGCGUCAAGAUGGCCAAGGACAAGGCCAGCCCCCGCUUCUCCAUCUUCAGGAGCAAGAGGAUGAAGGGCUGGUGGCCGCUGAUCAAGCUGAAGAGCCAGGAGGACAUCGAGCGCGAGGAGCGGGAGGCCGAGGAGGCCCGGAAGAACAAGAAGAAGAAGAAGAAGAGGAGCAAGCGGGGCGAGAUCAAGCCGGAGGACCUGCAGUUCGUGGACGCCAGCGGGAACACCUUUGUCCUGAUGGUAGGUCAAAGCGGAAACCGCAGGCUUGGGCUUCGGUUGGACCAGAAGUGGAGUCCGCGUGCUUCGCAUUCAUAACGAGAGUGAUGGCGCAGGCGGGAGGUUUAGGGAAAGUUUUGGAUUCCUGCAUGGGGAUGCCUGCGAUGGCGCAGGUGGAAAGUU
This is a messenger RNA of Lepisosteus oculatus (spotted gar), 5916 nucleotides long. NCBI's taxonomy places the organism in Eukaryota, Metazoa, Chordata, Actinopteri, Semionotiformes, Lepisosteidae. The record is from RefSeq and is a predicted model, not a curated record.